AUGCCACGAAUGUAUGAGACACAUGUCACAGAGGCAGACACCUAUUCUCAUCGUGGACGUAGUCCAUCUGUCGGCAGCCAACGCUCAGUCGGCUCAUACCAGAGCGCUGGUUCUGUGGAUUCUUACGAUAGGGACCCUUCCCCUAUGCCUCGCCAGAGCGGCCCUCAUCCACGAGGACAUCUUCGCUCAUCAAACCGAUCUAUUAGUCCCCCGUCUCCAACUGUUCGUGGGCGAGACACAUCUACGACUCUGACGCGUCAUUCUCACGAUUCCCGUCAAGAAUCUCAACCAUCACCGAAUGCAGCUCUGUUGGACCCUGACGCUAAAUUUUCCGUAAAUCUACCAGAACAUGUUGGUGAGAUUGUGAAAGUAAUCUUGAACGAUUUCAAAGAGGCAGGAAACAAGGGAGAAGCCGACCAAUGGAUGAAAAAACUUCUUGACAACGCUAGCCGAGGAUCGCUCCAACGUAUCGACGCUCGCCUCCAACGCGACUGCUCGCACGACGCGGUGGCAGAUGCUGCGGAUAUCAUCGGCGCAUAUGCGAAGGGGUGGAUAGUAGACCCGGAUGCACCACAUGCACAUCCAAAAGGCUCUGAUUCUGAUGCAGACGAGCGAGACCCUGGUCACAAUGGUAGGAGCAGCCGUCAUUCGGGUGGCACAAGCUCUGUUCGAUCAUCUCAUCACCAUGAACGCGACGAUAGUCCCCGCGCUAGCAAUAGCAACAACCACGGACGAUCUGAGAUCGUUGCAAACCUUGCCUUUAGCAUUGACUCGAAUGCUUCAACUUCAAGCCGUCGUGGACAAGGGCGUGGCUCACAAGGGAAUCAUGGAUACUCUGAGCGUCAAUCUCAACACAAGUCUAGCUCUCAAUCACAUGGCUCUUCCUCUCGUCGUCAACAACAAAACGAUGACCCUGAACGAUAUGGUGGUUCUCGACGGAGCCGCUAUGACUCCCCGGAAUACGAAUGA
This is a messenger RNA of Bacidia gigantensis, 969 nucleotides long. RefSeq lists its product as uncharacterized. NCBI's taxonomy places the organism in Eukaryota, Fungi, Ascomycota, Lecanoromycetes, Lecanorales, Ramalinaceae. The transcript has a single exon. Bases 1 to 969 code for a protein of 322 amino acids. The record is from RefSeq and is a predicted model, not a curated record.